Cetraspora pellucida is the source of this 1599-nucleotide messenger RNA. The record is from the annotation of a GenBank genome assembly. NCBI's taxonomy places the organism in Eukaryota, Fungi, Glomeromycota, Glomeromycetes, Diversisporales, Gigasporaceae.
AUGCUCCCACCACCACCUGAUGUAUACUCUAGUGCUGAUGAACUUUUGCGAAGUGCACAAAUGUUCGCAAACUCCCAAGGUUACGCUUUAGUAAAAAAAAGAACUCGUAAGAAUGAGAGUGAUGAAUUAAAAAACAUGUCAUUACGUUGUGACCGAGGUGGCAUCUAUAAUAACUCUCUAGAACUGAAAGAAAAAGUGUGUCAUAGACAAAAAAGUACUAGGCUAAUUGACUGCCCCUUCGAGUUGUAUGCUGCUCAGCGAGAUGGUCUGUGGCAUUUGAAAGUGCGUAAUAUAUCCCAUAACUAUGAUGCUUCACAAGACAUGUCAGGCCAUCCUAUUGUUCACAGACUUACAGAGCAACAGAUGAAGAGUGUUAAGGCGAUGACUAUUGCCAGUUCACAACCAAAAGCAAUUGUAACAACUCUUCAACAGAGUGAUUCAUCAGUACUAGUUACUAAUAGUGAUAUCUAUAAUGCGCAUGCAAGACUUCAACAACAGAACCUAGCAGAUCACACUCCUAUACAGGCCCUAGUAGAUGAACUACAAAAUGGCAAUUUCUUAUACGAAUAUGAAUGUGACGAUACCGGUGAGACCGAAGAAGAUUAUAAGUGGGCUCUAACAUGUGUUUUGCGCUUGUUCGACAGAGUACAGAUGCCUGGCAUUGUUGUAACUGAUAGAGAGCUUGCUCUCAUAAAUGCUCUUAGUAUAGUAUUUCCUAGUUCAGCAAAUUUACUUUGUGUAUGGCAUAUCAGUAAAAACGUCCUAAAAAACUGUAAGCCACUGUUCCCAAAAGAAAUGAAUAAUGAGGAAAGUACUGAGUGGCAAGAUUUUCUUUCCAGAUGGAAUGAUAUUGUAGAAUCUGAGACAGAAAAAGAAUUUAAUACAAAGUGGAGAGAUUUUCGCUCUACUUAUGCUAAUAAAUCCACUGCCAUCACCUACCUCGAAAUACCUGGAUAUCAUGGAAAAAAAGGAUCUAUAGGAGACCUUCAUCAGAUUCAUGCGACAAUAUCGCUAGUAGUAAAUAACCAAAAAAAGGAGCUAGAUUCCAUGGUUGUGACAGAACGUAUCCAUAUUCCAGUUUUUGCUACCAACAAUAUUUUAUAUGCGAACGUCAAAGGUAAAGUUUCAAUCUUCGCACUUAAGAAAAUAAAUAAACAAGAUCAAAGAUUAAAAAAUGCUAUUGCACAAAACUCCUUGCCAACAUGCACUGGAUCUUUUACAAAAACAAUGGGCUUAUCUUGUGCUUAUACCAUUGAACUUUUCAAAGAUAAUCAGAGUUUUACGCUUGAUGACAUCUAUAAACAUUGGUGGAUUCCCGAACAUCUACAACAAAGAUAUCAAGAGUGGCCGGAAUCUCGACAGUUAAAAGCACGGGAAAAAUUAAAAAACAUAAUUGAUACCCAACCAAUUAUCUUACAAAAUCCCAAUGUUGUUCAUGCGAAAGGACACUCUUUAGGUACUCCUAAUCAACAAACCAAUUCAACCAGAAGAGAUCUUUCUGGUUUUGAGUUGGUAGACCAUAAAGCACAGCAUUGUACCCUUUGCCAACAACCCGGGCACAAUGCUCACACUUGCCUAAAUGGAAAUAGCUCUGUGUAA